Messenger RNA from Medioppia subpectinata, 1474 nucleotides. NCBI's taxonomy places the organism in Eukaryota, Metazoa, Arthropoda, Arachnida, Sarcoptiformes, Oppiidae. The record is from the annotation of a GenBank genome assembly.
AAAACAUAACACAUAUUAACUAUAUGUCGCAAAAAUAAUUCUGUGCAUCCAAUCAAACACCACAAGAGUAUAGCCACAAGUGUUGUCGUGUGUAAUGAUUAUGCGAUCCCUUAAUUGAAUUGCAAACAAAGCGCUGAUUUGUUGCCUCAAAAAAGUGGUGCAAAAAAAUCAAAACAAAAAAAACUUGUCUUUUGUUUUGGCGUUGAAUUGAACGCAAGGAUUGAGUCAUCGAUUGAGUGAACGAUAAGAGAAAGAGACUGAAAGAGAAGGAUCUUAAGGAUUGGAUGCUGUGAUCGGAUCCACUCUUUUUGCAUCACAUGUUUGUAACACUUUUGCAUUUAUACCAAAUAAUCGUUGAGAUAAUGGAUCCAAGAGCUGAAGACAUGAGCAACAGUAUUGACGAAGACAAUACUAAUGGUAACGUCGAGGGCGGCGGCGAUGGCCAAGAGAUGUCCGCUUCAGAGCCCAUACUAAUGGUUAGAAACGGCGAUUCAGUGGACGCCAGGAGUAUAUUUGACGUUUUCAAAGCAAGACCUGGUUGUCAGCCGUUGGCUCGUCUCUCAACGCCUGUCGAGAGUCUCACAUAUCAUAUGAAACACAAAAAGCGCGGAAAAUGUCUGAUAUUUAAUAACCGUACGUUUGAUUCGCACACUCGACUCAAUGAGAGACGAGGCACUGAAUGCGACGGCCGGGCGCUCUACGGCUCCUUCAGGUCACUUGACUUUGACGUUAGGAUAUAUGAAGACCCGUCCGCUAAAACCAUUACUUCCACAUUAGAAGCAGUGUCAAAAGAAGAUCACAGCGAAAGCGAUUGUAUUGUGGUUUGCAUUCUAACACAUGGAGAGCAGGGAAUCCUAUGGGCCAAAGACGAGAAGUACUACACCGAUAAUGUGUUCAGUUAUUUCAAAGGCGAUCAGUGCCCCACUCUGGCCGCCAAACCCAAGAUAUUCUUCAUUCAGGCCUGUCAGGGCGACCGUCUCGAUGCAGGAGUCGCUGUUCGCAGAUCAUUAGAUGUGACCGAUUCUGGACAUGAUUUCUAUCGGAUCCCAAAUUAUGCGGAUUUCUUGAUCGCCUACAGCACUGUCCCGGGAUUUUAUUCGUGGCGAAACACGACUCAGGGCUCGUGGUUUAUACAGGCGUUGACCCAAGUGUUGGGCAAACAUUCAGCAAAUCUGGAUUUGCUAACAAUGAUGACAAUCGUGAGCCGAUUAGUGGCCUAUGAUUUCGAGUCCUGCGUUCCCGGAGACCCCACUUUCCACCAGAAGAAACAGAUCCCGUGCGUCACAUCAAUGCUCACGCGUUUGAUUUACUUUAUACCAAAAGCUUAAUCAAUAAUCAAUUUAUGAUUUAUACUAAAUUUAGUUGAUUUAUAUUUAACUUAUAUUUUUCACAGUAUUAUAUAUUUUCCAUAAACUUUUUAUAUAUACUCUUAAACAGAGAAACGUUGACUUAAAUUAAGACAAUUCUAACGAAG